GGCUGCUCCCUCUGCUUUCACCUCGUGAGCACUGAGCUCCGUUGUUGUCUGUUAUCUGCUUUCGUUAGAGUAGCGUUGCCAUGCCUUGGCAUUCUGAACUAGUUCAGGGCCUUGUAAUUCAUCGAUGUAAACUUCGCUUAGCUGUCUGUAUCGUGAGUCUGAGCAGUUUGUGAUUAGAAUCGUGGCUUUAAUGAAAGGAAAGGCUAUGUAGGCCCACCUGGACAUUACGAGAGGUGCAGAAGCAGUGACGAUAUACUUAGCCCUAUUGUUCUACAUAGCCGACUUGAGCCACAGGCAAGAAGAUGGCUGACGAUGAAAAUAGGCACCUUGCUGCGCCAGAAGACUAUGACGCCCUCGAGCCUGUUGAUGAAGAUUCGUAUGAUGAGGAAUCCCAAGAGGGCACUACAGAUGCAGAGAUGACAGGAGAAGCCCCUUCAGCUGACUUCGACCCUGCACUUCCCACUCAGCAUUCUUAUUUGGGAGACUCUGGAGAGGAAGUGAGAGGGCGAGUGGUUCUGGAGGAGAAGAUUUGGAUUGAAUUGCCAUUGGUAUCAGAUCAUGAUAUCGUGUUGAUGCCUGGUCAGACGAUCCCCCUCACUGCCUUUCAACCUUCAACCAUCUCCAUGCUCAGAAACCUCAUCACCAAAGACAAGACUUUUGGUGUUAGGUACAGCCCUGAAGCAAAGUAUGGUACUACAGCAGAGAUCUAUGAAUAUCAUGAUGAGCCUCAGUUUGGGAUGAUGUUCUCGGUGAAAGCAAAAGGCAGGCAGAGAUUUAGGGUGCUGGAAACUCGACGAACCAUUGACAGGGUGGAGAUGGGGAAAUUGGAGAUACUGGAAGAACGGAUUCUCCCUGAUCCACUGGAGGCAAUGCGACUAUCAUCUCUGGACCGGUUUGGGCCAGCACUGUCACAUCGGGUCCCCCUCACCCCUCAUCCCCCUUGGCUUUACAACCUAUAUGAUCCAGAGACUGUGAUGAAACAAGUGAAAAAGGCAUUGAUGAAAAACAUGCAAUUUCAAGGACAAUGCAAAACUCUUGGUGCUAUGUCAGCCUUCAUUCCCAAGGAUCCUGUGAAGCUGUCAUAUUGGGUUGCCCAGAAUCUCCCAUUGGAGAAUGCAAAGAAGGUCUUCCUUCUUGAACUGAACUCAGCCGUACAGCGCCUGCGAUAUGAACUUAGCUUCCUUGAGCGGAGCAAGUUCCUCUUGUGCCGAACAUGUGGUCUCCAGUUGGCCAACUAUCAAGACAUCUUCCCCAUGUCCUUGGAGGGUCCCCAAGGAACUUAUGUUAACCCAGGUGGUCACAUCCAUGAGACUCUCACCUUCUACAAGGUCAUCUCUAAGCUUCGUCUGCGUGGGAGACCUUCAAAGGAACACUCCUGGUUCCCUGGGUACGCUUGGACGAUUGCUGAAUGCCCCACUUGUCAGUGCCACCUGGGCUGGAAAUUCACAGCCAUGAGUCGAGGUCUUAAGCCAAAAGAAUUCUGGGGCCUGUGUCCUCGUUCUUUGCUCCUCUCCCUCCAUGGUGUAAUGGAAGAGGAAUUCCGACCCACUGUCUGAACUCCCUUCUUCCUCCAGGACCAUCUGAGACAGUGGGAAAUAAUGAGGAUGAAACAUGAAUGAGCAAAAAGUGUCCCAGUAUUAAUUUUGAAAUCCUUUCUGAUGGGUGUAUCUCCUGUGGGUGUACACUUUUUUCUAUUUUCUAGAACCAAAAGUUUCCUGCUUGAAGUCAGCUUUUUUCAGAACUUGGUUUUGUUUGAGAUUCAUUUGAAUCUCUUAUUAUAUUGAUUAUAAUUCAUACAGCUUUUCCAUGCAUGUGAUAAUCAGUCCC
Messenger RNA from Darwinula stevensoni, 1827 nucleotides. NCBI's taxonomy places the organism in Eukaryota, Metazoa, Arthropoda, Ostracoda, Podocopida, Darwinulidae. The record is from the annotation of a GenBank genome assembly.